Messenger RNA from Talpa occidentalis (Iberian mole), 1317 nucleotides. RefSeq names its product protein shisa-like-1. The record is from RefSeq and is a predicted model, not a curated record. Lineage: Eukaryota; Metazoa; Chordata; Mammalia; Eulipotyphla; Talpidae. The transcript is spliced from 4 exons. The coding region runs from base 775 to 1317 and encodes 180 amino acids.
GCAGGCGUGAUGUUGGGGCUCCCGGGACCAGCCCCGAGCGGCAACCCCCGGUCUCAGUGCUCUCACGCAGCUCUCCCCGAGGGGCUGGGCCUGGGUGCUGCAGGCCAGGAGUCUCCCCUCUGGGCCCUGGCAGGCCCCAGGGCUAACCCGGGGAAAUUUCCAGCCUCUUGCUUCGACGGGGGCUCCGGGCAGCUGUGGUGUUUCCGCGAGAAGUGCCCUUGCUCCAGACACCAGGACAGAAUCGCGCUUCUUCCCUGGGCUGAAGGGCUCCUCCCCUCCCCCAGGCUCCCGCCCGGGCCCUCGGCGACCAGCGGCGCAGCUGCCCGCAGCCCUGUGGGAGAAGUCCGAGGGCUCGGGACAGCCCCGCCCUGGAGGCCUCGCCUUCCAGAGACAGUUCGCGUCUCUGGGGAGGGCAUCUACUGCCCCGGCUGAUGGAGCCCUGGGGCCCGCAGACUUUCCCCAGGCGAGGGGUUGGCCGGCUGCUAAGUAACCUCCAACCAGGCAGGGAGCCUCGGGCCUCAGCGGCAGCGAGGGCAGGAGCGCAGCGGAGACGGGAAGGAAAGGACUCGCCCUGCGUUCGGCUAGUCCUGGAGGUUGCCACGAGGCAGCGGUGAGGGAGGGAAGCUCCAGACUGCUGGGCUGAGGUCUCCGGGGCCUGGAACGCAGAGGCCAGAAUUCCCCAGGCUUCCAGCACAGCCUGAGAGUUGACGCCAUGGCGUAGCAGGAGUGAUGUUGGGCCUCCCGGGACCAGGGCCGAGGUGGAGGUGACCCCUCAUGGGCUUCCCCGGGAGUCUGGGCCCUCUGCUGACAGGCCUGUCUGUGGGGCUCCUGGUACUCUUCAGCGGGGUGCCUCUGGCCCAGCCCACCGACCUCUCAGCAGCACUGGCCCACCACCCCCACUUGUGCCAGACCACCAGGGAUGCGGAGGGCCGCCACCACCCGGGUUUCUUCUGCCCUCGGCUCUCGGAUGCGCCGGAGGAAGCCUACUGCUGCCACCUGCGGGCCGCGGGGGGCUCCUGCUGCACCCUGCGCGAAUUCGAGGCCUUGUACCAGGUGAACCUGUCCGCCCUUCCGCCCCCGCCCAUCUUCAGGGGCCCGGGCCCGCUCCUGGCGCUGGGCCUCUACAGCCUGCUGCUCGUGGCGCUGAUGACCGCAGACCUCGUGCACUUCUGCCGCGUCCGGGGCCGGGGCCGAGGCCCGGGCCGGAGUCGGAGUCCGGGCCGGGGCCGGGGCCGGGGCGCGGAUCGCCGGCGCCGCGCGCCUCCAGCGCGGUCCUCCGCGGCGCGCCCCCUGCGGGUCUGCGCGGGGGUGAACUAG